This is a messenger RNA of Aegilops tauschii subsp. strangulata, 564 nucleotides long. The record is from RefSeq and is a predicted model, not a curated record. NCBI's taxonomy places the organism in Eukaryota, Viridiplantae, Streptophyta, Magnoliopsida, Poales, Poaceae.
AUGGCUAGCACCGGCAGUGGAGGACUAAGUGCAAUCCUAAUUUUGAAUGCUGCUCGUGUGGUUCCUCCAAAUGAAGAUGCGAAGUCACCGCUGUGGAGGUACGCUCAGAAGAUUGAGAAGACUGGACAAGGCCAAGGAGGGGAAUACAAAGUCGAAGUAACGCUGAGAAAACCGUUCCGCGCGACCGAUCCAGCUUCUGUUUUUGACAUGGGCCGACAGCCCAGGAAGGGAGUACAAGUGAUCACUGAUAAUGCACCCAACUGCAGAGCAGCGGAGCUGCUGGUAGAGCUGAAGUUCUCUCAUAUUUUCUGGACCCCAUGUGUCGUCCAUAUUUUGAAUCUUGUGUUGAAGAACAUAGCUACAGCCAAGAUCGAGGAAGACUCCCAGUAUGAACAAUGCAAUUGGAUCAGUGACAUUGCAGCAGAUGCCAAUAUGAUAAAGAACUUCAUAAUGAAUCACUGCAUGAGGUUAUCUAUGUUUAAUGAGUUCAGCGAGUUGAAACUUCUUUCUAUUGCUGAAACAAGUUUUGCUUCUUUGAUUGUGAUGUUGGAGAGAUUUCCAUGA